AUGGAUGUGAGCAGUCUGCUGCUGGAGAGGAAUCAAAGUGGGCUGACUUGUCUUCAGCUUCUCGCCAGAAUGCCCACUGCUUUUCGGAGCCACUACCCUCUGGGAUCCCUUGCCAAUCUCAUCUAUAACUCGCUUCCGGAUGAAAUAUACGAGAUUGAAGUUUACGAUAGCUUCGAGUUGCUUAGGCCUUCCUCAGACUUAGAAACUGGACAACAAAAUGAUGCCAAGCCACCAGCUUCAGUGUUCGUGGGGAUUGAUUUCCUCUGGAGAAGAAAGAAGCAUCAUCAGUUAGCAGAGCGUCUGGCCAAGUUUCUGGUUAAGCAUGAUUACUCGUGGCAGAUCUCUUACAAUCAUAUUAAGAAAACACUGGUCGUUUUGCUAUCUGUUGUUUACAACGUCGCAAAAAGGAAGAAACAAGUGGAACGCAAGGAAGAGAAGAGGCAAGACAAACAGGAUCUUGAUGACGACGACGACGACCAAGAUCCAAACAAACAAGCAGAAAAGAAACACCAUUAUGGUAAUCACACUCCAUUGCUGGUUGCUGCGAGCAAUGGGAUUAUAGAAAUCGUUCAACUGUUCCUUGAAGAGCAUCCAGAGUCUGUAAAUCAUGUAAGUGAAGAUGAACAAAACAUACUCCACAUGGCCGUCAAGCAUCGUCAGCUAGAAAUCUUCAAACUUCUCAAGAAAAAUCCAUCUUUUGGCACAUUGGUCAAUCGAAUAUCUAGGGAGAAUCAUACAGUUUUGCAUCAAGUUGCUAGAAUGGAUUAUUACAGAGUAGCUAGCCUUGCUGGUGCAGCUUUCCAACUUCAGGCAGAGCUAAAAUGGUACAAAACGCACAAGCAUGGAUCAAGCAAAAUGCCGAGUCCUGCUCCACCUGUCGGUGCUCGUGGCCACGGUUGUUUUGCGGCGGCCUACACCAUCCCGGGAGGGAGUGAGGGCGGCACUCCGGUGUACCUCAGAUCGUCGGUGUUCAUUUUCUUCACCGUCAUGGACAUCGUGGCACUUGCCUUCUCCUUGGCUUCCGUGGUGAUGUCUCUUUCCAUCCUCACGUCGCCGUUUGAGCUCUGGGAUUUUAAGAGGUUGCAAUGGAAGCAAUGGACUUCGACUUUGGUUUAUAGUGCUGCGUUCUUUCCUGUGACCAUAUUUGGAUUGAUCGAAUUCCCACUUUAUAUGAUGCCUCCAAGCCUCAUCUGCAAGGUACACAAGAAGAUCAUGAAGAUUCUUUAUAUGGUAUGCAAAGCCAUAGAACGAUCCAUGGCUUCCUCGUCUUCGCUUCCAAUCAUUUCUUCCUCUGAUUCAGUCGUUGCCUUCUCUCAUUCCAUUUUUGUCAAGCUUGAUGAUUCCAACUUCCUCAUCUGGCGGCAACAAGUUCUUAGUGCGGUGAAAGGAUAUGCUCUUGAAUUAUUUCUUGAUUCAUCAAUUGCUCCGCCUGAGCAAUUUGAACUUCAUGAUGAUUAG
Messenger RNA from Neltuma alba, 1458 nucleotides. RefSeq lists its product as uncharacterized. The record is from RefSeq and is a predicted model, not a curated record. The transcript has 6 exons. Bases 1 to 1458 code for a protein of 485 amino acids. Gene Ontology annotation, molecular function: protein binding. Gene Ontology annotation, cellular component: membrane. Lineage: Eukaryota; Viridiplantae; Streptophyta; Magnoliopsida; Fabales; Fabaceae.